Panicum virgatum (switchgrass) is the source of this 1072-nucleotide messenger RNA. RefSeq names its product ORM1-like protein 3. Gene Ontology annotation, cellular component: endoplasmic reticulum membrane. The record is from RefSeq and is a predicted model, not a curated record. The transcript is spliced from 3 exons. Lineage: Eukaryota; Viridiplantae; Streptophyta; Magnoliopsida; Poales; Poaceae. Gene Ontology annotation, biological process: negative regulation of ceramide biosynthetic process; ceramide metabolic process; intracellular sphingolipid homeostasis. Bases 332 to 805 code for a protein of 157 amino acids.
UCUUCCUUCCCCAGUCCCAUCCCAUGCGCCCGCUCCUCUUCCUCCUCCCUCCUUCCUCCAUCUCACCCGUCCCUCUCACCGCCUCGUUAAUUUUUCGCCCCCGUCUUUGAACGCCGCGGCGGCCUCCACCCCCACCCCUCCUCGCCCCCCUCCGAUCCCGCGCCCGCCUAUAAAUCCCGCCGCCGCAAGCGCCCGCACAGCUCGCUGCUGCUCCCCCUCCCCGCCUUGCCCUGUCCUUCUCCCGUCGGCCCAGGGCGGAAGGGGGUUCUCGCGAGGCGGGCGGGCGGUCGGGCGGUCGGGGAUUGCUCGGGUCGGGUGCGCCCCCCGCGCGAUGGCGAAGCUGUACGUGCAGGCGUUCCCGCCCGCGGAUCUGAACAAGAACACCGAGUGGUUCAUGUACCCGGGCGUCUGGACGACCUACAUCCUCAUCCUCUUCUUCUCCUGGCUCCUCGUCCUCUCCGUCUUCGGCUGCACCCCCGGCACGGCGUGGACCGUCGUCAACCUCUUCCACUUCGCGAUCACGUACCACUUUUUCCAUUGGAAGAAAGGAACACCUUUUGCUGAUGACCAGGGAAUGUACAAUGCAUUGACUUGGUGGGAACAAAUGGACAAUGGCAAACAGCUUACUCGUAACAGGAAGUUCCUCAUUGUCGUUCCUGUAGUCCUGUAUCUGAUAGCUUUGCACACCACAGACUACCAACAACCUAUGCUCUUUCUCAAUACCCUCGCGGUUAGCGUGCUUGUGGUCGCCAAAUUACCGAAUAUGCACAAGGUUCGGAUUUUUGGAAUAAAUGCUGAGAACUAAGCAGCAGCAUCCUUUCAGCAGACAUCUACCUAUAUGCUUUUCCAGAGUGGUCUGUACCAGUGAGUAGUGUUUAAAAGUUGUUAGCAGAUGGGCCUUGGUCGUUGUAUAGAGAAAUGCUCAGAGGCUGGAAAUGUCGCUGCUGUACAUCUGACGUGCACGGAUUCUGUAGACUCUCAAUGUUGCUAUAUGCUUUGUUGCAAGCAUCUGUCAGUUGCUACAUGUACAGUAUCACAUUCUCGCAGAGCAAUAUUUUCUCAGCUACCAUAA